Messenger RNA from Hippoglossus stenolepis (Pacific halibut), 2742 nucleotides. Its product is annotated as spindlin-1-like. Gene Ontology annotation, biological process: gamete generation. Bases 160 to 867 code for a protein of 235 amino acids. Lineage: Eukaryota; Metazoa; Chordata; Actinopteri; Pleuronectiformes; Pleuronectidae. The record is from RefSeq and is a predicted model, not a curated record. The transcript is spliced from 5 exons.
UGCUAACGCUAUGCUACUGCUGGUGUCUGUUAGCUGCCGCAGGGGGACGGUGCUAGCGCAGCGUUAGCUAGCCGCCUCCACUUGGACCCACAGUCACAUCUGCAUUGAGGUAGAGCCAGGACAGACAGGAGGAGCUGCAGCCUUUGACUUUCUGGAGGCAUGUCCAAGAAAAGGGGCAGAAAGCGAAGCAGCGGGGAACUGAGUGACACAGUGAGCCCCGACCCAAAUAGUAUUCUGGGAGUGCGUAUUCAACACAACUGGCGCGAGAAGGGGAACCAGAGCAAAUGGAAGGGAACAGUGCUUGACAGGCUUAGUGUAAAUCCCUCCCUCUUUAUGGUGAAGUAUGACGGCUUUGACUGCGUCUAUGGCAUCGAGCUGUUCAAGGACGAGAGAGUGUCCAACUUGCAAGUCCUGUCAGAAAAAGUUGUAAACAACAAAAUCAAGAUACCUCCAGGGGCGGAGGAGCUGGUGGGCAAAGCUGUUGAGCAUCUUUUUGAAAAAGAGGAUGGAGAGAAAAAUGAGUGGAGAGGCAUGGUCCUCUCCAGAGCUCCAAUCAUGACCAACUGGUAUUACAUCACGUACGAGAAGGACCCCGUUCUUUACAUGUACCAGCUGUGGGAUGACUACGCAGACGGAGACCUAAGGAUUCUUCCUGAAGCAGAAAACAAGCACCUGUUGCCUGCGGACAGGAAGCCAGGAGAAGAGACAGAGAGUCUGGUGGGGAAACAAGUGGAGUAUGUUACUGACAAGGGCGUGAAGAGAACUGGCCUGGUCAUCUACCAAGUCCCGGCCAAGCCCUCGGUCUACUAUAUCAAAUACGAUGAUGACUUUCACAUUCAUGUAUAUGACCUGGUCAAAACCACCUAGAGAAAGUGGACACUGAUCUCACCCUCCAGCCCUCCCUCCAUCUGCUUCUGUUCCACUCAUUGUUACAAUCUUGUUAUUCAAAGCCAUGGCAGGGUUGGGUAGUUAAUAGGCUUUAUUGUUGAGAAGAAAGUGCAAUCUUUUUUUGUAUGCACAGCAGAACUGUAGCACCGCUAUGCUUUGCUAUUUUGAGGGAGUCAACGUGUUUUAUUUUUGCUGCUCUACUUUAUACUUUAACAUUUGGACAGAACAAGAUUGCACUGCCCAACAGCUGCAAAGUGCAGUUGAUACUGCAUUUUGCAAUGUUGUCCUGGACACAGUAAUCUGUCCAUAUAUUAAUUAUCAUAAUUAAAUCUAAGUGUGACUAAAAAGCUGCUUAAGAUUUCCCUUUAAAGAUGCUUUACUUUAGAUGUUCUGGGUAGUACGUUUGGUAUACACACUUUUGUCUGUGUAGAAGCAUUACAGGGAGACAUUAAUUUAAUGUUAUGGGUAGAUAAAUACCUCUACUGUAUUUAUCUAACAAUAUCAAUAUCAGUGUUAGUAGUGGAAGGAAUGAAUAAAAGCAGCAUUGUAAAGUCACCUUAAUGAGGCCCUGGUGUUGUCAAGACCAGUUCAAAUGAGUUGUGCUCAUGUAGAAAUAUACCCCUGCUUCUUUGCACCAUGUUUUUAUUGUAGUAUCCAUGGCGGAGAAUUUGCUUUUUUUUCAUGCUGUACAUCUCUUCUUUAAGCCUUGAAGGAAGGUUUCUGCACAGAUUCUAAUUAAUUAGUUUGCACAGCACAAGGAACAUCAGAUUCUUUGUCCUGCUAUUUGAGAUGCUUAAUUCCCAUGAUCCCACACAAAUCAUCAAGUGCCUUCCGGCUUGUCAUUUUGCAAUAUUGUACAUACUGUAUACUCUGACUAUCUACGCUCUCAAUGAAUCUUUGCGUAUGAAGGCUGCUAUUAGGUUUUCAUUCAGAAGUGGUGCCACUGACAGCUUGUGGAACGUUUUGCUUUACGUUAGUGCUGUGUUUUUGCUCUAUAAUGCAGUAUGAACAAGUUCUUUAAAUAUUACACACAUCAUCAUUGGUUGUGAAAAGUCACCGUUGAUAUUGUGGGGAGCACUUUAACUGUAUAAAGUUUACAUGUUUAGGUUAUGUUAUGCUAUGUUUCCCCAAAAUACAGCAGAGUAUUGCUUUAUAUCACAUGGAUUAAGAGAAAAAAAUUGUUUCAAUACAUUCAGAUGACAGUAUUUAAUCUGUACAACGUGUGUUAAAUGCCUUGUAAUGUUGCCUGUUGUGAUUAUUCACAAUAUGAAUAUCUCACUGAAACACCACCACCACCCUUUAGUGAAAGGGUCAUUCAUACACAAAUUAUAACAGGUGUAAUCAACUGACAAACCACUUUGUAGACAGUAGCUAACUCUGGUUCCAGUCUGUCCCGUCUGUCUGGUAUUCUCACAAACACGACAUGUAUGCUUGCAGUAUGGAUUUCAUCUCAACCUUCUGUCAUUCAGUGUAUCCCUCAGUAAACUAGUUAAUCAGUAGGUGUACCGUUACUGUUAUUUUUAACUGUCGGAGCUGCAUGCACCAUCUGAGCAGUGUCAAAAGAGAUUUUCAAUUUUAACUUUGGCAUUGGAGAAGUGACAGUGUGUGGCAUAAUUAGUACUGUUUGUUUAAAGCCACUUUUAAAAUAUCAAUCAAAAAAAAGGUUAACACUGUACAUCACCCCUAGUGGUGCUGUGGAGUGUUUCUGUGUUGUGUAGAGUGGAGUUACAAACGACUGUGCGCGCUCUUCUUCGUGCUUCAAUCACCACCUCCUGUUCUGAAGUUGUAGCAGCAUCAACAGGUAAUAUGUGUCGUUAUUAUUCUGUCAUGGGUAAUAAAGACUUUUGCACAUUU